AUCGACCAGAUGGCAGAAUAUCAAUGUAAUGUUUACAUGAUUCGGAAGCGGAAAGAGUUUCAUUUGUGUUUGGUUAAUCUUUGUUUCUGUUGUAAUUUAAGUGCAUCAUUUUAAUUUAGUUUUUGUUAGUAAUUAAUAAAAUAAUUUAUUAAAAUGGCAAAACGAACUAAGAAAGUAGGAGUAGUAGGUAAAUACGGUACCAGAUAUGGAGCCUCUCUCAGAAAGAUGGUCAAGAAAAUUGAAGUUACCCAACAUGCUAAAUACACAUGUACUUUUUGUGGAAAGGAAACCAUGAAAAGAUCUUGUGUUGGUAUUUGGUCUUGCCGUGGAUGUGGUAAAACAGUCGCUGGAGGUGCUUAUGUUUUCAGUACAACCACUGCUGCCACAGUUCGUGGUGCCGUUAGACGAUUAAGAGAAAUGAAGGAAUCUUAGAUCCAUUAUCUUGUCUUUGUAUAUCUACCAUUCAACUUAUUUGACACAAAAAAAUAAUUAAAACGUUUUCUGAGUUGA
This is a messenger RNA of Panonychus citri (citrus red mite), 510 nucleotides long. It is a transcript of the gene RpL37A, whose product is annotated as 60S ribosomal protein L37a-like. Gene Ontology annotation, biological process: translation. The transcript has 3 exons. Gene Ontology annotation, molecular function: structural constituent of ribosome. The coding region runs from base 154 to 432 and encodes 92 amino acids. NCBI's taxonomy places the organism in Eukaryota, Metazoa, Arthropoda, Arachnida, Trombidiformes, Tetranychidae. The record is from RefSeq and is a predicted model, not a curated record. Gene Ontology annotation, cellular component: ribosome.